Messenger RNA from Fusarium venenatum, 330 nucleotides. RefSeq lists its product as uncharacterized. NCBI's taxonomy places the organism in Eukaryota, Fungi, Ascomycota, Sordariomycetes, Hypocreales, Nectriaceae. The record is from RefSeq and is a predicted model, not a curated record.
AUGCCGCCUGUUUCUGGAAGAAGAAGCCUUCACAGUGGCAUCUACGACUAUUCUAACGGCCAUUUCCUCAGCGAAAAGGACACCAUCGACACCAUCUUGCUCAGUGAUAACGGCAAGGACCUAAAGUGGCUAAGGCGCGAGGCUAGGUGCUUCCGAGAGGCCUGGCAUGACGACGACUACUAUAGCCUUGUCAGACUGAUUGCCUUUAGCUGUAAGCUCCUCUUGCUCUUUGCAAUGCGUUUUCGGACCCGCAAGCUAGGCCAGAUAGUAAUAGGGCUUAAGCAGGAGCUUAAGCGUCUAAGGGACCUUGAGAAGAGGCUUAUAAGAUAG